AGGAGAACGCGGUCGGUAUAAUCAAUGGGGAAACCAUAGAUCCGUAUAGUGCGUUAUUUGCUGCACUAUUCUACAUAUAUAACCUGUAUAAUGGAAUAUAUUACCAAUGGGAAAUAAUAGGACAAUUAACCAUGCCUUGUUGCACUUAACCUAUAAUACAAAUGUAUAUUCCGUGACCUCUAACGUCGAACCCACCAAUGGUGAAUCAAUAGGGCCGAAAACCGUGUAUUGCUGUUCUUUUCUGGUCUCUUCUUAACCGCAUUUAUGCUACCGGAAGUCAGUGAAAGUGAAAGUAGUAUCACAUGACAGGGAAGAAAAACAAAGAAGACGUCGACACUGUUUUCUUGAGAGAUCGUCUUGCACCAUGUACAUAAGAUAUAUUUCAAAGAUAUUAAUGUUUUUAACAUGCUUUAGUCUUGUUAAUUCUGAAAGUGUGCACUCUCCCAGCUUUCCGUGGGACCUUUCUAUGGAUUAUCUGGAAAUGCAGCACAUGAAACUGAAAUAUGGAUUGACUGGAAUACCACCAAUAACGAAUAGGUCGGCCCCGUAUCCUGUUUAUGACAAUUGUAUGGCAUACCUUGAAGAGUUUGGGAAAUAUGCAUCAAAAUUUAUCAAGUGUACCGUUGAGAAAGCAAGACCGUUUCGAUUCUGUGAGGAAUGUGUGAUACACUACAAACUUACAAUCGAAUUGUAUUCAAAUAUUUUAGAGGACGACAAAGACAAAGAUGAUUGUAAAAGUUUGCUGCUAAAUGCUGAUCGUAUCCAAGUACUUAAUGAGAUUUACAACAACAUAGAACAGAUUUGGAAGGAAGCUAACUGUAAAGGAUGUUUCAGAAGUGUGGCUGUAGAUGUCAACGGUACAGUUGUCUAUAAAUACAGCAAAGACACAAUGGAAUUCAUGGACAAAUAUAAAGUGGUGUCUGCAUGUCUGCGCCACAAUCAAGCUCAUGGGGAUGGCAACAAUAGUGUGUGUGAGGUUUGUCGGGGAAAUUACACACAGCUGAAUUCUUUCUUCAAGAAAGUGCGAGCAGCUAAAAAAGAUUCUGUGUGUAUGGAUCUUGUGGAUAUGAUGAACUACACACGCCUGAUGUGGGGUCAGCAGCUUCACUGCUCCCGACACUCCCCUGAUGAUGCUGUAGUGGUCAUUAUAGCAGUGGCUCUCCUCGCACUGCCAGUAGUCUUCUAUGUUGGAGCCAGGUACUUCGUAGUGAGGACUAAAAGAAAACUGAUGCUGCAAAAGAGAAUGUCCCAGGUUGCUGCACAGACAUUGUUUAUUCGAGGAGCUGCCAGCAGUACUAGUAAAGAUGAUGAGGAAACACAGCUUUUAUCUACCUCCUUCUCCUGACAGUGCUGAGAGACUGACCAUUACAAUACCAGAAUGUGUUCACUUGAAAAUCACUCCUGCUCUCCUAGAGGUUGUCAGUAACUGUUAAAAGAAAGACUGUCAGAGUUAAAUGCAUCAAUUGUCUACCACCUUCAGCUUUUAUAUUACAAAAAUUAAGAGUUCUUGGGUAUGAUGGAGCUUGAAAAAUUGCAUUUUGAAAAGAUUUUGCAAAUAUUUAAUGUUGCAGAUAUAUUUCCAUUUAAUAUUGCUAGUCUACAAGCUGCAUUUUGAAUAGUAGCAAAUAAUUAUCAAAUGAUAGUAUUUUUAUGUGUUAAACCUGGACUUGUGAAUUUAAAAUUAAACAUUAUUUAUUUUACAACAAUUGUAAAACAAGUUAAGUAUGAACAUAUAUUAAUCAGUCUUGUUGCCUGGAUGGUAGUGUACAGGGAUCUGAAUGUGGGAGGAAACCAGCGUACUCUAAUUGGUCGAGUAGGUGACUAUAUGUUUUCAUAUCAGUCAAGGAACUGAACCCUGAAUGCCUUGGUGAAAGGCGAAUGCACUAUCCGCUGUGCCAUCCAACUCCUCUUGUGACAUCCUCGAUACUCCAGGGGGCUACACUCACUUACGAUCUCCCCAGAGUGAGGAUAGAUUUAUAAUAAUGAGAAGUGACUAGUGAAUGGUGAAUAGUGACUGGUGAAUGAUAAUUAGUGACUCGUGAAUGAUAAAUAGUGACUCAUGAAUGAUAAAUAGUGACUCGUGAAUGAUAAUUAGUGACUUGUGAAUGAUAAUUAGUGACUCGUGAAUGAUAAUUAGUGACUCGUGAAUGAUAAUAAGUAACUCUUUUUCUUUUAGGGAAAAAUUAAUAUUAUUAUCAACCCGAAAAAAAUUGGGGGGGUUAUACAUGUAGCCGUCAUGCAGGGUGUCUGUCCAUCUGUCAGUAUUUCUCGUUUGGAUAAAAAUAUCUUGUAUCAAUCAGCAUGCCUGUGGUCUUCCUCGUUGAGCUAUAUUAUUAGAUACCGGCCAUAAAUCAUGGCAAAGGACCUUGCAUCCGAAGAGCCUUUAACAUUUUGUAUUUAAUCAAUUUUUGAAUCAGAUAAUAAAACAGCUCUAGACUUAUGUGAUGGUAAAUAUGAUGUGAUAUGAACCUGCACUUCAGCUUGGUCAAUAUCACCUUUUCAGGUCUAUAUGGCCUUAUAUGAGAGAGUAUGAAACCGUAUAUACCUGAUCAUAUUCACUUUCACAUCAGUCUAUAACUGUAUAGUGACUGGUGUGUUGGGUGCUGAAGGGUGAAUGUACAUUAGUGAAAGAUGUUUAUUGGUUGUAAGUGAUGGACAUUGAGUAAAGGAUGUUUUGAAUGAGAAAA
Mizuhopecten yessoensis (Yesso scallop) is the source of this 2687-nucleotide messenger RNA. RefSeq names its product osteopetrosis-associated transmembrane protein 1-like. The transcript has 6 exons. The coding region runs from base 365 to 1345 and encodes 326 amino acids. The record is from RefSeq and is a predicted model, not a curated record. NCBI's taxonomy places the organism in Eukaryota, Metazoa, Mollusca, Bivalvia, Pectinida, Pectinidae. Gene Ontology annotation, cellular component: cytosol.